This is a messenger RNA of Ornithorhynchus anatinus (platypus), 1140 nucleotides long. RefSeq names its product nodal growth differentiation factor (gene NODAL). The record is from RefSeq and is a predicted model, not a curated record. Gene Ontology annotation, molecular function: cytokine activity; growth factor activity; type I activin receptor binding. The coding region runs from base 1 to 1101 and encodes 366 amino acids. Lineage: Eukaryota; Metazoa; Chordata; Mammalia; Monotremata; Ornithorhynchidae. Gene Ontology annotation, biological process: BMP signaling pathway; SMAD protein signal transduction. The transcript has 3 exons. Gene Ontology annotation, cellular component: extracellular region.
AUGGGCCGCGGCCUCCGGCCCGGGCUGCUCCAGAUCUCCUGGGUCCUCGUCCUGGUCAGGGGGGCGACGGCGGCGGCGGUCCGGACCAGAGACCCCGGCCAGGUCCAUCUGCCCCCAGCCCCGGGCCAGGCCCCGGCCCCGGCCCCCUACAUGCUCAACCUGUUCCGCGGCGCUCCUCCUCGGGCGCGCAUCAUCCGCAGCCUCCGGGCGCAAGGAGUGGAACUGGAAGAGCAGCGAUGGGUUUUCGCCUUUGAUUUCUCCUUCAUCAACCAGGCAGAGGAGCUGGAGAUGGCAGAGUUGAGGCUCCCCGUGCCCGUGUCCCCGCUGCUCGACCCCCUGAGCCCGGAGGCCCAAAAGCCACUCCUGGUGGAGAUCUUCCACCAGCCCAAACCGGACAGAGAGAGCGGCCCGGACUCCUGCCGGGAGCGUCGCCUGCUGGGCCGGUCCACCCUCGCUCCCUCGCGCGUCAGCGUCACCCCCAACGGCACGGUCCUGGAGGUGACCGGGCCCCUCUCCGACUGGUUCGGCCAAUCCGGCUCCCGGGAGGAGACGCCGGCCGGGGGGAAGGAGACGGCUCGGAACUGCGGGCCCCGGCGGCCGGACGCCCCGGCCUCGGACGUGCUGCUGAUGCUGCACUCGAACCCUUCGAAGGAGCAGAGCGGCCUGGGCGGCUCCCCCUUGCUGAGGGCAGCAGAAAACUCUCAGAGGGCCCGGGGGGCGAGGCUUUUCCGGGAGAAGUUCAAGAGACACCGGCGCCACAAGAAGGAGGAAGCCGUCAGCGGCGCCAGCGGCCGGUGCCGGAGGGUGAACUUCCACGUGGACUUCGGUCAGGUCGGCUGGAGUAAAUGGGUCAUCUAUCCCAAGCAGUACAACGCCUACCGCUGUGAGGGCGUCUGUCCCAACCCGCUGGGAGAGGAAUUCAAACCCACCAACCAUGCCUACAUCCAGAGCAUGCUCAAGUACUAUCACCCCAACCUGGUGCCCAACACCUGCUGCACCCCCGUGAAGACGAGGCCCAUGAGCAUGCUGUACCUGGAAGGCGACCAAGUCCUCCUGGGCCACCACGAAGACAUGAUCGUGGAGGAGUGCGGAUGCCAAUGAAGGAGUCCGGGAGAUCGGGAUCGGGGAUGAUCUUGGGCU